AUGUGCAAUCAUGUCAUGACCGUCUCUACUAGACUGACUCACGACUCCACCAGGUUCGAGAGGAUGGGAAAUCUGCAGCCACCGAGUGCACGGCCGCCAGGCGAAAGUUAUUUCGCUGCGACCGCGGCGGUUACCGAGCCAGCUGCAUCUGUAUCGGCAUCGGCAUCGGCAUCCCGCGACCCUGACAGCAGCAACGGCAGCGGCGGUGACUCAACUGCACCACCGACGCCGGGCUGCUCCUCUAUCGCCAGCACACCGGGCUUUGCAAGUCCAGUGACAGGAGCACAGACUCCAGAUCCAUUGCUAGGGAACAAAAAAACGCCCAUUUCGCGCAUUGCGACUCUCGAGAUUAACAAUGAGAUCGGUCUCCAGCAUCGGAGGCUUUCUACGUCUCGUCCGCAGGGGCAGGACGCGCAGGAUGCCGCAAAUGAGACCGACUCUGAGGCAGCAUCUCCCGUGCAAGCACUGAGCAAGCAGGGGAUCCCGCCUGAGGUCUCCGGCCUCACGGCCGAGUUGUUCAUGGUGGGCGUCUGCUCUAUCAGUCUUAUGCUGUUUUCGUUUUUCCUGGGUGAUAUGCUUGCGCCGCAGGAGCCGAUCAGGGAGGCCUUGGGCAUCUCGAGCUCGCAGCUACCGUGGAUUGUAGGAGCCUUCAACACGGCGAAUGGGCUGUCUGUUGUUGUUUCAGGUUCUCUGGCGGAUCUGGCACCGCCGAAAAUGCUUAUGGUGAGCGCAUAUGCGUGGCUGGCGGUGUGGAAUGCUGUCGGUGCGUUCUCACUCAACCAUGAGCGUUAUAUCCUCUUCUUUGUCGUGAGGGCUAUGCAAGGUCUCGCGAUUGGAGUUCUAGUCUCGGGGAGUAUGAGUGUGCUGGGACGUCUUUAUAAUCCAGGAAUUCGCAAGAACCGGGUCUUCUCUGCGAUCGCAGCAACAGCGCCGCUUGGAUACUCGCUUGGUGCCUUGCAAGGGGGUGCGCUGUCCGCGCAUCUAGAAUGGAUCUUUGGCACGAAUGCUAUUCUUUGCGCUCUUUGCGGCGUCGCGGCUUUUUUCAGCAUUCCGUCGCUUCGCCCGGCGGCUGAUGUAGCCGGGGCCGAGCCACCAACUCUCCGACAGUUCGACUAUAUAGGAGCUGCAUGCGCGGCUGGAGGCUGUGUUUGCCUUCUUUUCGGGCUAACCCAGGGCCCCGUUGCAUCUUGGUCUCCAUAUACCUACGUCCUCAUCAUCGUUGGGGUCUUACUGCUCGUCGCCCUCUUCCUCUGGGAAGGAAAGGCCCCACGCCCUCUUAUACCGAACCGGCUCUGGAGCACCCCAGGAUUCACGGCGUUGAUGGCAGCAUACUUCUUCGGUUUCGGCUCUUUCUUCGGUGCAUGGCAGUUCUAUGUCACCCAGUUCUGGCUGCGCAUCCAAGGUGCCGCUCCCAUAACCGUCGCUUUGUAUUUCAUCCCCAAUGCCCUCGUCGGGAUCUUCGCCACCUGGGUUGUCAGCCGCACCUUGCAUAUCUUCCCAGGCCAUUAUAUCUAUACUGCAGCUAUGUUCGCCUUCACGAUGGGGCCUGUUUUCUUCAUCCCUCAGACACCCAACACAAAUUACUGGGCGCUCUCUUUCCCCGGUGUUGUGUUGGUCACUUUCGGUCCUGAUCUAGCCUUUGCAGCCGCAUCAAUCUUCAUCACGAGUAACGUCUCGAGGUCGUACCAGGGUAGUGCCGCGAGUCUUCUGGUAACCAACCAGAAUCUGUCGUCUGCGAUUAUGACAAGUAUCGCCGAUGCAAUUGGAACGAGAGUCGAUCGUGACGCGGCGGGAGGUAUAGGGUUGAAGGGGCUCAGGGAUAUCUGGUGGUUUGCGUUUGCAACGCAGUUGCUUGCGGCGUUCAUUGUGUUGAUUUGGGUCCGUAUUCCGAAGGAGGAGGAAAAAGAGCAUGUUCCAUGA
Aspergillus nidulans FGSC A4 is the source of this 1920-nucleotide messenger RNA. RefSeq lists its product as uncharacterized. Gene Ontology annotation, biological process: transmembrane transport. Lineage: Eukaryota; Fungi; Ascomycota; Eurotiomycetes; Eurotiales; Aspergillaceae. Gene Ontology annotation, molecular function: transmembrane transporter activity. The transcript has 2 exons. The coding region runs from base 1 to 1920 and encodes 639 amino acids. Gene Ontology annotation, cellular component: membrane. The record is from RefSeq and is a predicted model, not a curated record.